ACUGACUCAUUUGGCGAAGAAGAAGAAUUUUAACGUCGUUGGCGAUCCGACAUCUUCACGUCAUCAGGUCGCCGUGUCACAUGUGUGUGGGGCUGUGAAAGCCUCCUGGCUUAAAAUAGAAGAGAAACAAACGACAUUUUUUAGCAGCUGUAAUUUCAGAAAAUUGUAGUUAAAAUAAUAAAAUGCCCAAAAAGGUGAAAGAAGAAGCAGAGUGGGUGGACGAUGAAGCAACUCCGGCAUCUGUUGGCAGGAAUACUGAAGACCAGACGGAAAGCUCAGCACCUCUCAACGGCACACCAGGUGCAAAACAAGACAUGUUUUGUUAUGACAGUUACUGUUCUAGCUUUAUACACAGAAUUCCUCCAUCAGUGAUGCUCAGUUGUGUUUCUAAAGAAAAAACUGCUCAGAGACCACGUAGCAUGGAUGAAGAUGUGGAAGAGGAGGGUAGUGACAUAGGUGACACCACAAUGAGUGCAGAGGACGUCAUCGCAGAGCAGGCCAAGAAGCCAGAAGAUGACCUGUAUGCUAAUCUCACCAAAAAGGAGAAGAAGAAGAAGAAAAAACAGAUGGAGUAUGAGCAUCAGGUGGCCAGUAUCCGUGUUCAGAAUGCACUGGAAGGAGAUUUCUCCAUUUCCCAGGCUGAGAUGUCUUCCAGACAGGCCAUGCUGGAGAACGCCUCUGAUAUCAAGGUACCCUGCUGGGAUAACGAGCUGGCUAAUCAAGACAAGUUUCACCCCAAGUCCAGCACCCUGAUUCUGUACGCUGAGCAGAAGGAAGGAGAAAUAAUCCGAUUUCUCGUGUUCGUUUUCUCUUUCAGAAAAGGAAAGACCACUCUACUGAAGCACAUAGCUAAUAGAGCUCUCAGUAUUCCUCCUAACAUCGAUGUGCUGCUGUGUGAACAGGAGGUGGUAGCUGAUGACACGCCAGCAGUUCAGGCGGUGCUGAAGGCGGACACUCACCGCCUGAAGCUUCUGGAAGAGGAGAAACAGCUCCAGGCUCGUCUGGAGAAGGGAGAGGAUAGUGUAGCUGAGAGGCUGGAUAAGGUCUAUGAAGAGUUGAGGGCAAUAGGAGCUGCAGCAGCUGAGGCCAAGGCGAGGAGGAUAUUGGCUGGUCUGUCAUUCACUCCUGAGAUGCAGAACAGACCCACCAAGAGGUUUUCUGGAGGGUGGAGAAUGAGAGUUUCCCUGGCCAGAGCCCUGUUCAUGGAGCCCACUUUACUGAUGUUGGAUGAACCCACCAACCACUUGGAUCUGAAUGCCGUUAUCUGGCUUAACAACUACCUUCAAGGCUGGAAGAAGACUCUCCUCAUAGUUUCCCACGACCAGAGUUUCCUUGACGACGUGUGUACAGAUAUCGUCCACUUAGACAACCAGAAACUUUACUAUUACAGAGGGAACUAUUUGACCUUCAAGAAGAUGUACGUGCAGAAGCAGAAAGAACUGCAGAAACAGUACGACAAACAGGAGAAGAAACUCAAAGAGCUGAAGGCUGGUGGCAAGUCUACCAAACAGGCUGAGAAACAGACUAAGGAUGCCCUGACCAGGAAGCAGCUAAAAGGCAAGAAGAAGGGAGGUCAGGAGGAGGAGAGCCGGGAGGCCACAGAGCUGCUGAAAAGACCCAAAGAGUACACCGUAAAGUUCACCUUCCCCAACCCACCUCCUCUCUCACCACCCAUACUGGGACUGCAUAGUAAGAACACGUGCACAUGCUCCAAACAUUCAGUCUACUCUCUCUGCUACAGCCUGUGUGCAAACCUGAAAUACUGUUUUCAUCAGCUAACAUGUAGGUUUUUCUGUGUGCAGAAAGUGGGCUUCUUUAACCAGCAGUAUGCAGAUCAGCUUAACAUGGAGGAAACAGCCACUGAGUACUUGAUGAGGAACUUCAAUCUUCCCUACCAGGAUGGCAGGAAGUGCCUGGGACGUUUUGGCCUCGAGAGCCACGCCCACACCAUUCAGAUCUCCAAACUCUCUGGUGGUCAGAAAGCCAGAGUCGUGUUUGCUGAGCUGGCCUGUCGUCAGCCCGACGUGCUGAUCUUGGACGAACCUACCAACAACUUGGACAUUGAGUCAAUCGAUGCUUUAUCAGAGGCCAUCAAUGAAUACAAAGGAGGUGAGACUGGCUGCUGAUCAGCUCAGUAGGGA
Molecule: messenger RNA, 2141 nt
Organism: Neolamprologus brichardi
Lineage: Eukaryota; Metazoa; Chordata; Actinopteri; Cichliformes; Cichlidae
Source: RefSeq, a predicted model, not a curated record